This is a messenger RNA of Peronospora farinosa, 1116 nucleotides long. Lineage: Eukaryota; Oomycota; Peronosporomycetes; Peronosporales; Peronosporaceae. The record is from the annotation of a GenBank genome assembly.
AUGCAAACCAGUGACCCUGCAAUCGAUUUUAGACGUACCAUCAAGCGCCAGCGUCUAGAAGACCGCAACGUGAUUGCUAUUAAACCUUUGGUACCACCUGUCUGUAUCCUGGAAGAGUUACCCGUUACUCCGCAAGUACACGAUUUGGUGGAGGCUACUCGAGACGCAGUGUCUCGCAUCCUACACGGCGAGGAUGACCGUCUGGUAGUGAUUGUCGGUCCAUGCUCCAUCCACGAUGUAGACGCUGCUUUGGACUACGCAAACCGCUUGAAGGAGCUUGCUCAAGAGCUAGCGGGAGAACUGCUGGUGAUCAUGCGCACGUACUUCGAAAAGCCUCGUACCACAGUCGGAUGGAAGGGAUUGAUCAAUGAUCCCGACCUCAAUCGGUCCUUUAACAUUAAUAAGGGCAUUCGCAUUGCCCGCAAGCUUUUGCUUGACCUAAACACGCUUGGUCUACCCGUGAGCCUUGAGUUCCUGGACACUAUCUCGCCACAAUUCACGUCCGACCUCAUUUCGUGGGGAGCUAUCGGUGCUCGUACCACGGAAUCGCAACUACAUCGUGAACUUACCAGUGGCUUAUCCAUGCCAGUGGGUUUUAAGAAUGGUACGGGGGGUGAUGCCAAGGUGGCGGUGGACGCGGUUGUGGCUGCGUCGCAGCCGCACAACUUUCUCGGUCUGAGUGGACACGGACUUGCGUCUAUUGUGCGCACCAAGGGCAACAAGGACUGCCAUGUGAUCUUGCGUGGUGGAUCGAGUGGCCCCAACUAUGAGCAAAAGUACAUUGACGAGGCUGCUGCAAUGCUGCUGAAGGCCAAGCAGCCGUCUAAAAUCAUGGUGGACUGCUCGCACGGUAACUCUCGCAAACAGCAUGCCAACCAAAUUAAUGUGGCUCGAUACGUGGCUGGCAUUAUGGCUGAAGGCAACACCAACGUGCUGGGUGUUAUGAUUGAGUCGAACAUCGUGGAGGGCAACCAGCCGCUCGGUGAUGACCCGUCCAACCUCGUCUACGGUAAGAGUAUCACGGACGCGUGCAUUAACUGGAAUGACACGGUCACAGUGCUAAAGGAGCUUGCGGUUGCUGUCACUAAGCGGCGCCAAUGUGCUUCGGCCUACUAG